Fonsecaea erecta is the source of this 2253-nucleotide messenger RNA. RefSeq names its product Phenol 2-monooxygenase. The coding region runs from base 1 to 2253 and encodes 750 amino acids. Gene Ontology annotation, molecular function: FAD binding. The transcript is spliced from 2 exons. The record is from RefSeq and is a predicted model, not a curated record. Lineage: Eukaryota; Fungi; Ascomycota; Eurotiomycetes; Chaetothyriales; Herpotrichiellaceae.
AUGAGUUUGACAAGUCCGGAACGAUCAGACCUGGAGGUCGAUGAAGUUGAUGUCCUCAUCGUUGGCGCCGGCCCUGCAGGCCUGAUGAUGGCUAACUGGAUGUCGCGAUGGGGCGUGCGCACACGAAUCGUUGACAAACGGGGGACGAAAAUCUACAAUGGUCAAGCUGAUGGGUUGCGGUGUCGAACCCUGGAGAUAUUCGACAGCUUCGAUUUUGCUCAUCGAGUGUGGAGAGAGUCAAACCACAUGCUAGAGAUCUGUCUGUGGAACCCACCAGAGGACAUGGAUCCGGCAAACCCAUCAGUCGUUCGAUCAGAUCGCAUUCCCGAUACAAUCCCCGGCCUUAGUCGCUUCACAGAGGUGGUCCUGCAUCAAGGGCGGAUCGAGCGCUUCUUGCUUGACAGCAUCAAGGAGAAUUCCAUUCGUACGUCCUGCAACGGCACCGGCUUAGCUGGCGAGAUUCAAGUCGAACGCGGAGUGCUACCGAUAUCAUUCAGCUUUGAUGAAUCACUCGCCGAAGACAAUUCCGCAUACCCAAUCCAAGUACGUUUGCGGCACCUGAAAGAAGAGGAGUCCACGCCGGCACACAAAGCAACCAGCAACAAUGGCCAAGCCGUUCAAAAUGGCUUGUUCCGGUCCAAUCUUGCAGCGGAUGACACCGAGGACCUCAUCAGGCAAACAGGGGUGCUGGGCGCCAAAGCUGGACGGGAAGAAAUUGUGAAAGCCAGGUAUAUGCUCGGCGCAGACGGAGCACACUCUUGGGUGCGACAACAGCUAGGUUUCAAACUCGAAGGCGAUAGCACGGACUACAUCUGGGGAGUGAUGGACGUCAUCCCAAUCACCGAUUUCCCUGAUAUCCGAAUGCGCUGUGCUGUGCACAGCGAGAGCAGCGGUAGCGUCAUGAUCAUUCCGCGAGAAAACAAACUGGUCCGUUUGUACAUCCAGCUCACAACCACAAACACCGCCAGCGGCCAGAAGGUUGAUCGCAGUAGCCUUACGCCAGAAGCCAUCAUUGCGUCUGCACAGAAGAUUAUGCGGCCUUACAGCAUCACAUAUAAGCACCUAGAUUGGUGGACAGCAUAUCAGAUCGGUCAACGCGUGGGCGAUAGGUUCUCUCUCAACGAGCGAGUCUUUCUCGCAGGCGAUGCUGUCCACACUCAUUCUCCAAAAGCUGGGCAGGGCAUGAAUGUCUCAAUGCAGGAUGCCUUCAACCUGGGGUGGAAAAUAGCAGGCUGUGUGAAAGGGCGCUGGAACCGCAGUGUGCUCAAGACCUAUCAGUCUGAACGACGGCGCAUUGCUCAGGACCUAAUCAGCUUCGACCACCGCUUUAGCCGCCUGUUCAGUGGGCGUCCGGCCAAGAACGCCAUGGACAAAGAAGGCGUCAACAUGGAGGUCUUCAAGAAAGCAUUCGAAGAAGCCCAUAUGUUUACCACUGCUAUUGGUGUAGACUAUGGCGCAAGUUUAAUCGUUGCGAAGGAGGGGAGCGCAGAAAAACAGGGAGAUGGUACAGACGUCAUUGGCGAUGCGUCAACACGUGUCUUCAGCACCCAGGACCGUGCGAAAGACAUCAAGGUUGGUAUGCGCAUGCCCAGUCUCAAAGUCUUGAAUCAAUCAGAUGCUCGACCCUGGCACUUCCAAGAAUUACUCAAGAGCAAUGGUACAUGGCGCGUGGUUAUCUUUGCUGGUGAUAUUCGAAACGCAGACAACAAAGCGAGGCUGGAUGUCCUUGGUCGGAAGAUGGCUUCGCCGGAGUCUUUCUUGAAUCGGUACACGCCAGCAAACGAAAAAUACGACAGUGUGUUUGAGCUCCUGGCUGUGCACUCCGCACCAAGAAGAGAGAUCACCAUCUUCGAUCUCCCGGAGCCCUUCCGACCCUGGUCUGAUCAUGAUGGUUGGGACUACUGGAAGAUCUUUGUUGACGACGAGAGCUACCAUGAGGGACACGGCCAGGCCUACAAGAACUAUGGCAUCGACCCGUCCAUCGGCGCCGCAGUCAUUCUUCGACCAGAUCAGUACGUAAGCUGGGUGGGUGACUUUGACGACUAUGCUGCGAUGGACAGCUUCUUCAGUGGCUUCAUGCUGGUGCAAAACCCAUCGCAUGUACCUACCACUCAGCAUGGCGAAGCGAAGGUAUUCUCAGACAACAAGCAGCCUUCGCUCCUCCUAGAGCAGAAGCUGACAUACAUGAACGGGUCAAAGAAUGGAGUGACUGCUAUGCAGCAGGGAAUCUCUGUCGUGAAUGGUGCGCUCUGA